Messenger RNA from Daldinia caldariorum, 1907 nucleotides. RefSeq names its product tRNA guanosine-2'-O-methyltransferase. Gene Ontology annotation, cellular component: cytoplasm. The coding region runs from base 216 to 1565 and encodes 449 amino acids. Lineage: Eukaryota; Fungi; Ascomycota; Sordariomycetes; Xylariales; Hypoxylaceae. Gene Ontology annotation, biological process: methylation. Gene Ontology annotation, molecular function: nucleic acid binding. The record is from RefSeq and is a predicted model, not a curated record. The transcript has 4 exons.
UAUCAACGUUCUUUUUUUAUUUUCACUUUUAUGAAACCUCUAGGUACAAACGGACUCACUCGUUACAUGUUUAGUAUUCCUAGCAGUAGGUAUCAAACAUUAUUCCUAACUUCAGAUGGAGCAAUUUACAAAUAAUUUCGAAGCAAAAAACAUACAACACAUCCAAGUUAAUCUGCCUGUAGCAACUACGAAACGCUCAAGACUCACAGUUCAAAAUGGACUAUCUCAUUCGUUUCUCUCAGUCUCAUGAGAGCUUCCGUUUGCCGGAAAUUCAGUCACUCGCUGUUGUUGAGGGUCUUAAGCUGGAAAUUAUUUCAUAUAGCGACGAGUCGCCUUUUUGUAUAGUCCGGCUGGAGUCAGAAGAGGCUGCAAAAGCUCUCCUAAGACGUUCGGUCUUGGCACAAACCAUCCAUGAGCUCUGGGGAGCAGGAGAGACGUAUGACGAGCUGCACGCCGCAGUGAAGCGUGACACUGCUCACCUAUGGCCUAAAUAUAAAGAUGUCUCGUUUAAGAUCAAUAUAGACGCUUAUCAGGGUUCGCGACCGGAAAAGAAUAAAUUGGCACUUAUUAAUACCUUCGCCUAUCUUCCCUUCGACGGACUGAUUCUUCUCAAGUCCCCAGACCAGGAAUUUACUAUCUUCGAGGAAUGGGAGUUUGACUCAGUACCGCGGAACUUGCCUAACCCCUUAAAAGCAUACUUCGGUCGUCUCGUAGGCCACAGUAUACGAGAGGUAAUCAAAACUUACGACCUUAAAAAGAGGGGAUAUAUCAGCACAACUUCCAUGGAUUCGGAACUGGCAUUGAUCACUGCCAAUAUUGCUCUCGCCGCACCGGGAAAAAUAUUCUAUGAUCCAUUUGUUGGAACUGGCAGUUUUCCUAUAGCAUGUGCGCAUUUUGGCGCCCUUGGCAUGGGGAGCGAUAUAGAUGGCCGUAGCGUCAGGGGAGAAGGUGGAAAGAGGAGCUUAAAAGGUAACUUUAAGCAAUACGGACUCGAGCACCUGCUCGGUGCCGUCUUCGUCAGCGAUUUAACCAACAGUCCCAUACGAAGAGCGCGGAUACUCGACGGCAUCGUCUGCGACCCACCAUACGGCGUGAGGGAGGGGCUUAAAGUUCUCGGGUGUAGAGAUCCGGAGAAAGACGCCUGGCUUGUAGAAAAGGGGAAGCGGUCGUACCAGAAGCCGACAUUCGUUCCUCCGAAGAGACCGUACAGUUUCACGGCUAUGCUAGAUGAUAUACUAGACUUCGCCUCGGAUACACUAGUAGACGAUGGCCGCUUGUCUUUCUGGAUGCCGUCGGCCAAUGACGAGGAACAAGAAAUUCCUAUACCAACACACCCUUGCCUGAGCGUCGUGGCCGUCUGCUCUCAGGUGUUUAAUAAAUGGUCGCGAAGAUUAAUUACUUACCGCCGUCUACGAGAUUCGGAUGUUGACGUGGCGGCACUGGCGCAGAGGAAGAGGGAAGAACAGGUGAAAGGUCGUACGGCAGAUGACCUGAAUUCUUUCCGCCGAGCGUAUUUUAGGGGGUUCAAACCGGAAGAAGCGAAUGCAGAUGUCGCGGCCGGGUGAGGAUGACCUGUAGAGGGGAACCCAUUUGGACGAUCUUCUUAUACCUCCUUUUUUCUAUAAGAAGAAGAAGAAAAAAAAAGGAGAGAAAGUGGAUACUUGAUAUACGGAUGAUUGGUACCGGGCUGACACGAUAUGAAUCCUUUAAGUACGACGUGAUUCGAAAGCCGAUUGUGGGGGGUCGAGUACGCGCAAUCGAGGUAUAUUAAAGAUGAAGUCCAACUAAGUGAACGAAAUAUAUCAGAUCAGAUAAGCUUACCUACCUGGUAGGUAUUCGAAGAUCGAUACUCAAAGGUUAGGUACCUGUACAAUACAAAAGUUGCCUACCAAAAUAUCUUAGUGUGU